Apis florea (little honeybee) is the source of this 1783-nucleotide messenger RNA. Its product is annotated as putative peptidase C1-like protein F26E4.3. The record is from RefSeq and is a predicted model, not a curated record. Gene Ontology annotation, molecular function: cysteine-type peptidase activity. Gene Ontology annotation, biological process: proteolysis. Lineage: Eukaryota; Metazoa; Arthropoda; Insecta; Hymenoptera; Apidae.
GUCGGAAUCUGUAACUGCUGUGACAAGUUGCACUCACUCGCGAGUUUAAUCAGAGACCUUUGCAUAUUCGAGGAAUGACGAAUCUCAAGGGAAGAAGUCGUAAGGAGAUCCGGAAACGAACGCGUGGAAAAAUGCGAUCCUGGGAAAACUUAGGAUGCGGAAUUUUCCUGGUGGUGGUUGGGACGAUCGUGAACGGUAUGCCGGAUUAUUCGGGCCUUCCGAGUGGCCCGUAUUGCGCGAGAAGAUAUCCAGGAUGCUGCCCGGAUCGUCAGGACGACUGCAACGCCCCGAUUCUCGGCAGCCUUUGUUACUGCGAUGAGUUCUGCGAUCGAUUCAGAGAGGAAGAUUGCUGCCCAGAUUACUGGAGUCAUUGCAAAGGGAUCGAUACGAAUGUGACGGAGCCACCACCGGAACCGAUAAAACGAUGCUACCACCAGGGAAAGUAUUACAACGAUGGCCAAGUGUUCAAGAUAAAUUGCAACAUGUGCAAAUGUACCGCGGUGUCCAGACUCGCCGAGGUACUUUGCGAACAGAAUCGAUGCCUGCAAGAGCAAAGCCUGAUAGACGAAGUCAAUUCAAUAUCGUUCGAUUGGAGGGCGCGAAAUUACUCGGAAUUUUGGGGCAAGAGAUUGUCGGAAGGUGUACAACUUCGCUUGGGCACCCUGAACCCGUCGAAUUCGGUUUACAGAAUGAAUUCGGUGCGGCGGACUUACGAUCCCGAAUCCCUGCCCCGAGAAUUCGACGCCAGGACCCGUUGGCGCCGCCAGAUUUCCGACGUGGAGGAUCAAGGAUGGUGCGGCGCAUCUUGGGCGAUUUCCACGGCGCAGGUCGCCUCGGACAGGUUUGCCGUGAUGAGCAAGGGUGCGGAUAGCGUCCUUCUCAGCGCGCAGCAUUUGCUUUCGUGCAACAAGAAAGGGCAACGAGCCUGCAACGGUGGUUACUUGGACAGAGCUUGGCUGUUCAUGCGAAAAUUCGGCCUGGUCGAUGAACAGUGUUACCCGUGGAGAGGUGCGUACGAACAGUGCAGAUUACAAAAGAGAACGAACUUGGAAGCUGCUGGAUGCCGUCCUCCGGCCAAUCCUCUUCGAAAAGAAUUGUACAAGGUCGGGCCGGCUUAUCGGUUGGGCAACGAGACCGAUAUCAUGGUGGAAAUUUUAACAUCGGGCCCGGUGCAAGCCACCAUGAAAGUCUAUCAAGACUUUUUCUCAUAUGAGUCGGGAAUAUACAAGCACGCUCCGACUGCCGAGCUUUAUGAGUCUGGUUAUCAUUCGGUUAGGAUCAUUGGAUGGGGAGAAGAUGUAUCUACGGAACGUGGCUUGCCGAUUAAAUAUUGGCUGGUCGUCAAUUCUUGGGGCCAGCAAUGGGGCGAGAACGGCUUGUUCCGGAUCCGAAGGGGAAUAAACGAAUGUGAUAUCGAAUCGUUCGUUGUAGCGGUAUGGGCAAAAACUGUCUAAGGAAAAAGUACAAGAAUUAGGAUUAUUUGAAUAAUUUGUUCUUCCAUGUUCUUUCUUACUUCCGAGAAGAAUCAUCGAUACUUUACGAAUGUUGCAUUUAUCUAUCGAAUCGUUAUCGGGUCUCGUUCAUCGCGUUGCGUUUCAUUGCUUUUCAUCGUGUUUUAUUGUAUUUCGUUUACUUUAAUAUUGUACUGAAUCGAUCGGUUUCGCUCAUCCUUCCAUAAUCACAUGUCUAUCAUUCAUCAAAAAUUCCAAUCAAUAUAUUUUAUUAUACAUAUCAAUCAAUGUUUGUACAGAGUCAAACGAGCAAAUGAAACGAUUACCAAAUA